AAAUUAGUUUAAAAUAAAUAGAAAGGGGGAGAUAUAGAAUGUAGAUAUGGUAUUUUAAAAUUUCUUUGGGUGAGGGGAAGAUACUAUCAAGUAACAAAUCUCAAGACUCAAUCCAAUCACAGCCAUCAGACCAACACACAUUAGAAAAAGUUCAUUAAUAGCACAACACACAGGUGUAUACCAGGCCAUCUACACAGCCCCAAAACAUUGCUCUAGUUUUAUUGACAACAAUGAUGAGAGAAAAGGGGGAGGAGCCAAUUAUUGAUCGGUCAAGCCGUUAAUUAGGUCACACACUAAGCAUGCUAGUACGUUGAUGCUUUUUGUAUGUGUGUGUGCAACAGACACUGAGCGUGCUCUAAGAUACGUUUUUUUUUUUGGUCAACUAGGUGGCUUGGAGAAGGCGGAAUUUAUCUAGAAUCUAGAUGUAUAGGUAACACAGUUCACAAGCUAUCAUAGCUUUUUAGCCCCUUCCCCGGAAAAAAUAUUCAGUACUGACUUUGGGGCCUUUUUCUUUUGUCAGACUGUGUUAUAUAUAGACUAUAGAGAUAAUAGACUACAUAGAUUAAAGAUACUUAGGACUUAGAGUAAGUUAGAUCAGCGCAUGUUUUGUUUUUAGGUCAACCAGCCUGAUGCCUACUUAUGUACAGCUUAUCCUGUUGAAGAUGAGGAAUAUUAUAUUUAUUCUGAGCCUACUGAUCAUUCAGGUCUUAAGAUAUACACCACAUUUCAGAAGCCUCAGUUUGUGGCUGGAAUAUUUCUUUUGGCUAGUUUCAAAUUCCACCCCAAGUGUCAUGCAAAGUUAUCACAGGCUAUCAAUACAAUGGGACUUAUCAUGAAUAGGCAAAGGGAAUCCCCAAUGGCCACAAGUCAACAGGAAAUGAUGAGUUGUUCACUUACUGAUGAUAGUUUCUGAUGCAGGUCAACAGGCAAUGAUGAGAUGUGCAAUUAUUACAUCAUGUUCUACACAAAUAUUUCUGUAGCUGACUCAUCAGGAGAUUGUAAAUUCAAUGAUCUUACACCACUGACAGGAGAUAACUUUCCCAGAGAUGUUAGUGUUCCACUUCCACCCAAUUCAGCUCUUGAAGAAGCAGCCAUAGGAGUAAAUCCCCCAGAACAAAACAAUGGAACUGUCCACUAAUGUGUAAAAAUGGUCAGUCCUCAAUAAUGUUUGCCUGGGCUAAGAAUGCUCCUCCAACUGUCAUGCCCAAAGGUGUAGGUCUGAGAGUUGGCAGUAAAACUUCCAUUCAAACUAUUGUUGUACAAGUAAAGUUUUUAAAGAUUCAGAACCUGAAGAUCACUCUGGACUAAAAUUUUACACAACACAUCAGAAGCAAGAAAUUUCAAAAUGUGUAGUUUCCUACCUACUGCUGUUUAAAAAACAAAAGCUAUAUCUAGGGAGAGAUUGAAAAGAUGAAAGUGUUGAAGAUUAGUCCAUACAUAAUACUAUGGGCUAAUGAAUUUUUGACCCAGAGAUCUCAGAGGGUUGUUAGCCUAUCGCACAACCCCUGUGUCCCGGGGAGGGGGAUGCACUUUUUGUCUGGCCUCUUUCCUAACAGACCUGUCCGGCUUGGUAGUCACACCACGGCAAGGUAUGUGCAUCAGGUGACAGCCCCAGUAUGUUGCUGGUAUAUUUUUGUUGGCUGCUGGCUUCACCAUCCCACCACAUGUAAAUUUGUACCCUGUAGAUAUAAGCUGUACAUUCAGAAUGGACAAGAGUAUCUUUCCCUUUGCCUACAGAACACAUGCUCAUGGAUUAGGCUGCUAGAUGUACUUAUAACUCAAGUUCAAUGGAUCAUACUGUUGGGUGUUGGAUGUUCAUUUGGAGAAACCUAUAUUCAAUUCAUCAUGGCCAGAAGAGUCUAUUACAUUUGGUCAGGUGUGGCUAUUGACACAAGUGGCUCUAGAAAAUGGACUGCACAGUAUUUUAUGCCUCAUGGUAUUACAGCGGACCAUCAAGGCACUAUUUGGUUAACAGAUGUAGCAAUGCAUCAGGUUUUUAAAAUACCACCAGGUCAGACUGUACCAAAAAUGACACUAGGACAGAAGUUCCAACAUGGUGAAGAUACAAAUCUUUUUUGUAAACCUUCUGAUGUAUCUGUUCUUUUGUCUGGAGAGUUUUUUGUAUCUGAUGGGUACUGUUAUAGCAGAGUUCUGAAAUUUUCCAAAGAUGGAACUUUUUUGAUGUCCUUUGGGAAAAGGAACGUUCAGUUUGGUGCAGUUCCUCCUGUUGUGACAUUUGACAUCCCUCAUAGCAUCACUGUGUCAGAGGAGCAUCAUUUGGUUUGUGUGGCUGACAGAGAGAAUAAUCGCAUACAAUGUUUUGAUCUGGAUGGAAAUUUCAAGCAGGUCAUCAAAUGCCCAGAAUUUGGUCCACGACUGUUCGCUUUAGAAUAUUGUCCUGCACAUGGAGGUUUACUGUAUGCUGUGAAUGGGCCUGCUUUUGAGAUUUGUUGGAAAUGUGGAAUGUACCAGAUGUAAGGUUCUAUUUCAUGUGACAACAAAACUCAGCUUGGUUUAACUACAAAUAGCUAAUCUCUCUGUUUCAUUGUAUCAUAAUUAAAAUGUUAUGAAUGAAAAAAAAAUGUAUUUUUUGUAAAUUUAGUUACAGUUAUAUUGAAUAGAAUUAUUUAUGUUAGCAACUUUUGAAUGCAUCACAUAAUUUUAAUUUGACACAGAAACUGAAAAUCAUUUCAAUUAAAGAUUGUUGACUGUUGUUUCACCUCAGAUGAAUUGAUUACAUUUUAAGAGGUUAUCAGAUAUUUAUAUUUAUGACAUACAAUCUUUUUGUUAUGUUAUGAGUUGUUUUUGUUUUUAUUUUCUACAUGUUCAGGGUAUAAAGUUCUAGUGCAUACAUACGUAGAAUUGAUUACAUUUUAAGAGGUUAUCAGAUAUUUAUAUUUAUGACAUACAAUCUUUUUGUUAUGUUAUGAGUUGUUUUUGUUUUUAUUUUCUACAUGUUCAGGGUAUAAAGUUCUAGUGCAUACAUACGUAGAUUUCAACCCACAUUUUUUUAGUUCUUACUUAUGUAUUUAUGUAUUUACAUACAUGUACUAAGAACUAAUGUCUUUUUUUAUUAAAAUCAUUUGUAUCAUGAAAUAUUCCACUUGAUCUUUGGCAACUGCAUUUAAUUUAUGUAAUUCUUUGAUUUCUUUCUGGAAAUGAUCUGCUGUUUGAAUAUUUUAGUUUCAGCUCAAGGGCUGUGAUAAAAGUUUAAAAAAAAAUUUUUUUUUUGAUUAUACACUGUUCGUGUGAAAUUACAACUUAAUCAUUUUUUGUGUGAUCUUUAUAUAUUUGAACCAAUUUUUGUUUUAAAUUAGCACUAGUUAAAUCUGUUGAUCAGAAUUUUUUCCUCGGUAAUAGUUAUAUUUAUACUCAAACCCAUUUGAUGUUACUUCUGCAAAGAUUUAUAGACACUCAGAGGAAAUGAUAGUAUGGUAGACACAGCUAGACUUUUAAGGCAGAGUUUUGGAAUUCAAACUAAAAUUUUAAAAUAAAUCAAAAACAUUGAUAAACAAGCUGUUUACUGCUAGUUCAAUGCAUCAAUCCAUUGUCUGCCUUUGAUUUAGUCUUUUGUUCUUGAUUUCUAUGCUGCACUGUGUCAAUAACUUAACUUUUUUAAAGCAGUUCUAUUAAUCUCUUUCAAAUACUAUUUGCUUAUACUAAUCAUAAUUUAAGAUUAAAUGGGUUUGAUAUUUGUUUCAACUGGUGAUGGUCCCCCUAAAGUAUUGUAUUAGUACUUCAAAACUUACUUAUGUACAGUUUCAUUAAGCCCUAGCCUUUAUUUUUUACUUAUAUUUUUUAGGCUGUUGAAGGUUUAUCAAUUUUUUUUUUAUCUGGUGGAGACAUUUAACCAUUUUGUUUUUGCCACAAAAAAAAAAUUGAACUUGUCUGUUGUGAAAAAUGAAAUCAAAAGUGAAUGAAAGUUCAAAAUAUUUGUACUACUUUAUUGAUGUCAUGUUAAUGUUGUUUUGUGAUAUCUAUAUCAACAUUGUCUCUUGUUGAUGGGGUAUGCUAGACAUUGGUUCUAUGCUGUUGGUAAAAAUUUCUCAUCCUUCAUUGACUUCCAUUGUACUCCACCUUGCACUUAGAGUGUUUUAUGGAGUGCUAGAAAUCAAGAAAUUUAAAAAGUAUCCCAGUCAUAAUAGAAGUUUAUAGAUUUUUUAAACUAACCACAUUCAGAGCAUUUCAUUUUUACUUUGCUCUUUUUUUUAUUGUGUAUGUUCUUAAUUGUAAUCAACAUCUGACAGUGCUACAUAAUGUUUUAUUUAAUGACUGAGCAUAAUGCUUAAUUUGAUUUUCAUGUGGCUAAGAUUCAAGAAACAUGUUUACAAGUUCAUUGCUAAAAACACCUGGUGCAGAGUCAAUGUAAAUUUAAUCUCUGAAAUAAAAUGGGACUAACAAUGACUUUCAAAAUAGUGAUGUCAUUUGUUUCUCAAAUGUUAGUUGCAUAGAAAACAUGGACUGUGUGGUCUAUUUAUCUUAAUGUGUGUUUGAUGUAUUGUAAGGGAUCAUAUGUAACAGUUAUGGGUAUAGAGAAUAAAAUACAAAAUAUUAAACUCA
Messenger RNA from Biomphalaria glabrata, 4560 nucleotides. Its product is annotated as peptidyl-alpha-hydroxyglycine alpha-amidating lyase 1-like. The coding region runs from base 1411 to 2478 and encodes 355 amino acids. Lineage: Eukaryota; Metazoa; Mollusca; Gastropoda; Planorbidae. Gene Ontology annotation, molecular function: protein binding. The transcript is spliced from 18 exons. Gene Ontology annotation, cellular component: extracellular region. The record is from RefSeq and is a predicted model, not a curated record.